UACGUUAUUACGCACAAAACUUGUAAUUUUGAAAAAUGUGGACAGAAAGAGAUGUUAAUUUUGUUGACCUUGAGCAUGUAAAUAUUUGGUCUGGACAACAUUGUUUCAUUUGUAUCAUUAUUCUUAUUACCAUUGACAGUUGUACAAAACGUUAUGCGAACUGCAAUAGAGCAGUCAAUUUCCCCAGUCGGAUGGGAUUUCAUUAAUGAUUUAAGUGCUUUACCAGAAGAUAAAGAUGUCAUUAUAGAUUUUCUUUUGCAAAGAUUACAACGGAGUCAAAUUUAUACAUGGGUUGGUUCACUACUCCUGACAUUAAAUCCUAAUAAUGAAGUAUCAACAUUUGAUUUGUAUAAUUCUUCAGAAUUUGAUAAACAUGUUAAUACAUCUGAAGCAAGUCCUCACAUAUUUGCUAUUGCCGCUAAGGCACAUUAUAAUCUUAUAAACGAAAUUGGACGAACUUCUCAGGUAAUUAUUAUAAGUGGAGAAACUGGAACAGGAAAAACAUUUAAUGCUUAUAAGUGUCUAGACUUUCUUAGUAACAUCAAUAAAAAAUCAGUACAAUUAUCUCAAGGGGAUUGUGCAUUCAAUAUUAUGCUAAGAAUUACAGAUGCUUGUCAUUUAAUAUCUACUUUUACAACUGCCUGUACUGAAAAGAAUGAAGUAAGUUCAAGACAUGGGCAACUUAUAAAGCUUCAUUAUAAAGGUGGAAUUAUUUCUGGUGCAACUAUUAAUUCGUUUCUUUUGGAAAGAAGUAGAGUAACAAGAGGUGCAAACAAUUUUCAAAUUUUUUAUCAGAUGAUAUUUGGAAUGUCAUCGGCAGAACUUGAAAGUUUUUAUUUAUCUAAAGAUAAAUAUUAUGAUAUAUUAAACAUCACGGAUUAUAAUAAAAAAAAGUAUUUUCAAGAAAGUUUCCAAGAUACUCUAGAAGCACUGAAUGCAUUGGAUUUCAAACUUCAUCAGAAAAGUGACAUUUUUCAAGUUCUUGCUUUAUUGAUUCAUAUGGGAAAUAUUAAAUUUAGAGAAGAUGAUGAAAUAUGUGUAAUUGAUUUUAAUAAUAAUAAAUCAAAGGAAGCCGUGAAAAAUACUUGUGAUCUUAGUUCUUUAACUGAAGAAACUAUUAUGGAAUUGCUUACUACUAUUCUUAUAAAUCCACAAAGUAUUUGGCGAAAACAUACAUCAUAUCAUCGACACCUUGUUACCAUUGAUGCAUGUCGCAACAGAUUACAUAGUAUCAUUAGACAUAUGUAUGAUCUUCUUUUCCACUGGAUUUUAAAUCAUGCAAAUAAAACUUUAUCUUUAAAACAACAGUAUUCACAAUGGCUUGGCAUAUUGGAUAUCUUUGGUUUUGAAUGUUUUACUAAAAAUGGUAUAGAACAACUUUGCGUAAAUUAUGCUAAUGAAAGAAUACAACAAUAUUUUAUAAAAACUUAUGUAGAAAGUAACUGUAAUAAUUUGCAAGAAGAAGGUCUUAUUGAAAGUUGCGUAGUACCUUUACAUACUAUCAAUUUAUACAAAGAACGUCUAAACAUUAUUGAAGAAAAUUUAUUUUUGACUUUAAAUGAUGUUUGUCAAUCACCAGUAGCGAUUGAUACAUUAACAAUGAUUCAAUUAGCUUGUAAAAAUUUACACAAUAGACAGAGAAAAUUUUUAAGCAUAAAAGAAGAAAACUUCGUUAUAGAACAUUAUUCCAGGCCCGUUGCAUAUUGUAUAGACGAUUUAAUGUCUAAAAAUACGGAUAAGGUUCCAAAUGAAAUGUCUUUAAUUUUCAGUGCAAGUAAAAAUAAAUUUCUUCGUUCCUUAAUAAAUUUUGGGGAGGAACAGUAUUUACAUAUCGUAAAAGCAUCUACUACAAAAAAGACUAUGUUAGCUAAAUUAAAAUAUAAUAUGGAUACACUUAUUAAGGAACUUAGCAAAUGUGACUUGCAUUACGUACGAUGUGUUAAACCAAAUCGAUCGAUAAACAAUGAAUGGGACCGAAAAGACUUUCAAAAACAAUUAGCAUGUAUUGGCAUUUUUGAUGCCCUACCUUUAGCUAAAUGUAAAUAUCCUUUCCGCUUGCGUUAUCAAGAUUUUUAUUAUCGUUAUUUCAGAAAACCUACAGAAAAGAUCAAUCUUGACAAAUGUAGACUGAUUCUGGAAUCAGUUGCAUCUAAAAAAAGUCUACAAACACAAGUUCAUUUUGGAAAGCAAAUGAUAUUUUUAACAGAAUUUAUUUUUCUUAAAUUAGAAUCUUAUAGAAGGAAUUAUCGUAUAAGAUAUGCUAACAAAAUAAAAGCAUCCUGGAUAAGGUACAAAUAUAGAAAACUGGCUACUUCAAAAUAUUUGAUUAACUCUUCAGUACAAAAGGUAGACAUCACGAACAAAGAUGAUACAGUUGUCAAAGUUACACUUGACCAAGAAUUGACAAAUUCAAAUACUUCUGAUGAGAACGAUGUAUUUGUUGCUAGUUUCAUCUCCCAAAAUAAUAACGAAAUAAGUUAUUCAAAUAUUGUAAUAGAAAAUGAAAAAGAUAAUGAAAAUAUUGGUACAAAUGAGAAUUUGAAUAAAACUUAUUCAAAAAAUAAGAAUGAAUAUGAGAAUAAGUGGACAAAAAUAUUAGGGGUUUUGGAAAAAGACAAAGUUGUUGCCAUUGAAAUGGAUUCUUCUUUAUUUUUUUACAAAAAUAGAAUUUUAAGUCGACGAUGGCUUGCUGCAAUACCGAUAAGAAUGCAUACUCGGACUACAUGUAUGACAAAGUCGUAUGUAUUGCCACGUAGUGUAUUACCGCAAGGAUUACAAGACUGUCUUUAAUACAAUACAAUCAGUUUUCCUGAGAUAAGUCAUUGCUUCAGUCUUUCUUAUUGUUACUUUAAUAAAUAUAUCCUAUUAUAGCUUUUAACAAUAUACUGAAGACACUGUUAUAAAAAUACUACUAUAAGUAAAGUUAUAAAUAACAAAUCUUACAUUUUAUAUACAAAUACAAAAUCUUUUUUCGCUUUAACGA
Molecule: messenger RNA, 2983 nt
Organism: Frieseomelitta varia
Lineage: Eukaryota; Metazoa; Arthropoda; Insecta; Hymenoptera; Apidae
Product: myosin-M heavy chain-like
Exons: 14
Coding region: 154-2790 (878 amino acids)
Biological process (GO): actin filament organization; vesicle transport along actin filament
Cellular component (GO): myosin complex; vesicle; actin cytoskeleton
Molecular function (GO): actin filament binding; microfilament motor activity; ATP binding
Source: RefSeq, a predicted model, not a curated record